This is a messenger RNA of Suillus subaureus, 1323 nucleotides long. Its product is annotated as major facilitator superfamily domain-containing protein. NCBI's taxonomy places the organism in Eukaryota, Fungi, Basidiomycota, Agaricomycetes, Boletales, Suillaceae. Bases 1 to 1323 code for a protein of 440 amino acids. Gene Ontology annotation, biological process: transmembrane transport. The record is from RefSeq and is a predicted model, not a curated record. Gene Ontology annotation, molecular function: transmembrane transporter activity. Gene Ontology annotation, cellular component: fungal-type vacuole membrane. The transcript is spliced from 12 exons.
AUGUCUAUACCUCCUCCCAGGAAUGAAAUUGCAGCGCAAGCUUCCAAAAGCACUUUGCAACGCGUCAAAAGCACUGGUGAUUCCAGUCAUGCCGACCACUUGGACUCGUCAGAUUUUCCCGAGGGUGGCGUAACAGCUUGGAGCACAGCGAUAGGAGCUUUUUUGAUACAAUUCUGUGGUGCUGGAUAUACCUGCUCAUACGGCGUCUUCCAGGACUUUUAUACUCGAACUUAUCUGAGAAUUCUACACCAUCUGCGAUUGCGUCAUGUUUCUGACUUGCAAUGCUAUAGCUGGAUAGGAGGUAUUAAUGUAUUGUUGACAUUCUCAGUUGGCCUCGUGUCAGGAAGGUUGCUUGACCGGGGCGUAUUCUAUCAUGUGAUGAAAAUCGGUUGUCUCCUCCAGUGUCUCUGCCUCUUUAUGCUGUCACUAGCGAAACCGAAUGCGUAUUAUCAAGCAAGUCUGAUCUUCCUUUCCCAAGGUAUCGGUUCUGGGGUUGGAAUAGGCCUUACGAAUGUUCCCUCAAUCACCGUGGUAUCUCAUCACUUCCAGCGACGCAGAGCUCUCGUGAUGGCACUCGUCAUGACAGGGCUGUCGACGGGUGCAAUAUUGCAACCAAUUAUACUCAACAACCUUAUCAAUGGAAGACUUGGCUUUGCAAAUGGUGUCCGUGUUAGCGCGGGCAUGAUUAGCGGUCUGCUUCUCAUAGCAUAUCUUCUGAUGCACACAAGACUCCCGCCGCAACCCCAGGCCAUUAGCUACACUCGUGUUUUACGAAACUCGUGGAGAGAUCGUCCUUAUUCUUGUGCGUGUUUAGGGAUGGCUGCUUUCGAAGUCGGGCUAUUUUUCGUGUUAUUUUAUCUCCAAUUAGACUCCCGUCUGCACGGUCUAAGCAAAGGAUUUUCGUUCUAUUCGCUUACAAUCUUUAAUACUGGUUCUUUGUCCGGAAGACUUACCGCUGGUGUUGUCUCCGCCUACAUGGGCAUCCCGAAUACGGUCAUCGGCUGCUCAUUCAUAUCAUCCGCUGUAAUAUUUUCAAUGAUUGGCUUGCGCUCGGAGGCCAGCGCGGCGCUGAUAGGUGUUAGCUAUGGUUAUUUUUCUGGAGGUUUCAUAGCAUUAAUUUCCCCGUUGAUAUCAUAUCUGACUCCCGAAGACUCAGAUAUUGGUGCUCGAAUUGGAAUAUCGUUCGCGAUGUCUGCACUUACCUUCUGCUUAGGUGCUCCGAUCUGCAGAGCUGUCCUGACCUCGCAUUACAUCUGGUGGAGGCCUGCUGUCUUAGCUGGGGUGAGUGGAUCGUGUGAAGUGGCGUUUUGCUUUUCUGGCUGA